This is a messenger RNA of Penicillium malachiteum, 1938 nucleotides long. Its product is annotated as proteasome regulatory particle lid subunit RPN3. The coding region runs from base 1 to 1938 and encodes 645 amino acids. Gene Ontology annotation, biological process: ubiquitin-dependent protein catabolic process; regulation of protein catabolic process. The record is from RefSeq and is a predicted model, not a curated record. Gene Ontology annotation, molecular function: enzyme regulator activity. NCBI's taxonomy places the organism in Eukaryota, Fungi, Ascomycota, Eurotiomycetes, Eurotiales, Aspergillaceae. Gene Ontology annotation, cellular component: proteasome regulatory particle, lid subcomplex; proteasome complex. The transcript is spliced from 3 exons.
AUGCCGGCCGAAAGGCGUUCUCUUCGAUCAAACAACAAAUCCGACGCUUCGUCAUCUGCUAACGGUGAAAAAGCACGUUCGGAGUCCCAGAACUCGAGCGCUAAGGAAAAACCUGCCCCCACAACUCGUACGGCCGCCAACAAGGCCAAAGCAGUCCCGGCCAAGAAAGGUACUACCACUAAGGCUACAAACAACGACAUGGAGGAGAAUGAUCAGUCGCACACCAACGGAUCUAAGACAAGUGAAAAUGGCAUGAAUGGCUCUGAGGAUGUUGAGAUGGGAGAGGAUACGGCAGGUGCGCCUAAAUCCUCCUUCAACACCCGUAAGGAUCGGAAUGGUGACGAGAAGAUGACUGUUGUAGUGCCUCCAACCAAGGGUUCCAGAUCAUCCAUCAAGGGCCAAGACAAGAAUGAGGAUAUCAUGAUGGAAGGUGCGGAGGACAGUGAUAUUGAGCAGCCUGAGCCCGAGGUCAACCCAACGACCAAGGCCAUUCAAGACAUCAAUGCCAAUCUGACCUUGCUUGAACGAGCUGUAACCCACUUUGACCCCCGAUUUACUCUACGUGUUUUGCGUUCCAUAUCCUCGAUGCGGAAAUACAUCACCCCGGAGGUCCUCGCCGCGGUCAUUGCGGAUAUAUACCCAGCCUGUAGCUCGAUGGCAUCCUUCUUACUCGGGGCCAUUGAUCAAGCCGGUGCAUUUGAGGACCUCAUGGCCAACUCAGAGAUGGACGUCGACUCGGAUAAAAACAAAGCUGCCGCAAAGGAGAUUCUCCCUGAGGUGGAUGUGUAUCUGUCUAUCUUGGUGCAAAUUUAUCUCUUUGAUCAACGUCAGAUUAAGAAGGGCGCUGAGUUUUCAACCAAUCUCAUUGAUCGUCUUCGGACGCUGAACCGCCGCACUCUGGAUCCUCUUGCCGCUCGGGUGUACUUUUACUACUCUCUUUUCUUUGAGCAAAUGACUCCGCUCCCGCCUUCCCCAGCAGCUGCUGUCACUAGCAUUCGCCAAACUUUGCUGGCAGCCCUGCGGACCUCUGUUCUUCGGAAAGACGUGGACACGCAAGCUACUGUCAUGACCUUGCUCCUGCGCAACUACUUGUCCACUUCCCACAUCACCCAAGCGGAUCUUUUGAUCUCUCACAAUCGAUUUCCAGUUGCUGCCUCCAACAACCAAAUUGCUCGCUAUCUAUACUACCUUGGUCGUAUUCGAGCCAUUCAACUGCAGUAUACUGAAGCCCACAGCCAUCUGAUUGGUGCAACACGCAAGUCUCCCACUAGUCACAGUGCUCGUGGGUUUUAUCAGGCUUCUCACAAGUUGCUUGUGGUCGUUGAGUUACUUAUGGGUGACAUUCCUGACCGAGCGGUCUUCCGUCAACCCGCCCUAGAGAAGGCCAUGCACCCAUACUUCUUGCUUACGCAGGCUGUUAGUGUUGGUGAUUUGGAUGGGUUUUUGAAUAUUGUCAAUAUUCACAGCUCUACUUUCCGGAAGGAUGGUACGUACACGUUGAUCCUUCGCCUGAGACAAAAUGUGAUCAAGACCGGCAUUCGAAUGAUGUCCUUGUCUUACUCUCGUAUUUCCCUACGAGAUAUCUGUCUUCGUUUGGGUCUUGAUAGUGAAGAGUCUGCCGAAUACAUUGUAGCCAAGGCCAUUCGUGAUGGUGUCAUCGAGGCAUCCCUGGACCACGAGCAUGGUUUCAUGAAGAGCAAGGAAGUUGGUGAUAUUUAUGCCACUCGGGAACCAGGUGAAGCUUUCCAUGAUCGCAUUCGUGCCUGCCUUGCCCUCCACGAUGAGAGUGUUAAAGCUAUGCGUUUCCCCAUGAAUCAGCACCGUCUGGAGCUGAAGAGUGCCCAAGAGGCACGAGAGCGAGAGCGUGAGCUGGCCAAGGAGAUCCAGGAAGGAGAUAUGGACGAUGAGGAAGCCGGUGGUGAUUUCGAUGCUAUCUAA